Molecule: messenger RNA, 1992 nt
Organism: Guillardia theta CCMP2712
Lineage: Eukaryota; Cryptophyceae; Pyrenomonadales; Geminigeraceae
Exons: 9
Coding region: 1-1992 (663 amino acids)
Source: RefSeq, a predicted model, not a curated record
AUGGUUUCCGUGAGCUAUGGGACCAUCUCCCGAGCCGCCCUGAAGCAGCUGCCCUAUCAGUCCAAGACCCUCUCCCUGCGCAAGAAAGUUGUGCUGGGCCUCGCCGUCGUGGCCUGCGUCGCUGUUGGCGCGCUGAUCUCUACCUCCCGCUCCUCAUCCUCCACCUCCCUCAUGGGAACAUGGACGAAGCCGACGGGGAUCGGGAUUGACCGAGAGCCCUACUCGGCCCCGAUGAACCUCUGGCUGUACUGGGGCCGCAUGACCAACAAGCGCUUCACCGGAUCCGGGGAGCACGUGCGCCAUGUGUUUCAGAUGGGCACGAUCGCAGGAGGGGAGUGGAGGGACCCCAAAUUCCUGCGGUCGCUGGAGGGAGGGAUGUUCAACAAGCUGUCGGGCAUCUGCUGCAACGCGCUCCUCUUCCCCCCUAUCGAGUGGGACUUCCUCGUGGUCAACCCCCAGAAGAUCGUCGGGCAGAACAUCCGGCAAUUCGUGGCUAACGGCAAUACCAUGAUUUUCACCGGGGGCAUCCUCAGCCUCGAGUUUAUCAACCGCUACUUCAGCUAUCAGCUUGAGCCUGCUGAUGGCAACCUGGACCCGGGCCCCUUUGUCCGCCUCCCUCACUUCCAAGGCUUGACUCAGGAGCAGCAUGACCUCCUGGUGAAGGGCUCCAAGGAGAACCUCCCCUCUCCUCGCACCCUCCCCCAGAUCGGCAUUGAGGUCACUUCGAUCAAGAAGGACUCUCUCCCCUCUGGCACUUCCGUGAUCUACUCCUCCCCCUACAACUCCGCCGUCGUCGCCAUCAAGUUCUGCAUGGCAGAGAACCCGGCCAACGACCCAGCUGCCCCCCUUCCCCCCGUCAAGGUCCUGCCCCGCGACUGCCCCGUCACCGCGGCCCAGGGCAGACCCUGCUCGUGCGGCUUCAUCUGCUACCUCGGGUACAACUGGCGUGACGCUUACCCGUCCCGGUGGGACACGGCGCUGAAGGGGAUGGUGGACGUAUGCUCGCAGGUGCCCCCAGAGAACAACUCUCCCUCCCUCCUCGCAUCUCUCAACGACGGGCCCAUGGCGGAGCCGGAGAAGUCGGAGAAGGAGGCGGAGGACUCGAUCGCUGCGCAGGAGAGCAUCAUGAAGCAGAAGUUGCACCCUCAGGCUCUGAAGAACGAGGAGGAGAAGGAGCAGGAGAAGGUGAAGGAAGAGGAGAAGGUGAAGGAGAAAGAAGCUGAGGAGAAGGCUUCCAAGGAGGAGGAGGAGAAGGCUGAAGGUACAGAGGAGAAAGCUGUUGAGCGGCCGGACGAGGAGGAUGAGAAGAGCGCAAAGCUAAAGAUGUACCGGGAAGACCAUAACCAGCGUGACGCUGAAGACGUGAGAGAGAGAAGAACAUCCAACCGCGAUGGGUGUGGUCCCCUCUGCAAGCUUGAGAAUCUCGUCGACAACUUAGAAGACAAGAAAUACCAGCAGGACCAGGACCAGGACCAGGACCAGGACCAGGAGAAGGACCAGGAGAAGGAGGAGCGGGAGCAGGAGCAGGAGAAGGAGAAGGAAAGACAAGGAAGGGGAGAGGAUCGCGAUGGUGCGAUCAGCGCUCAGGAGGACAGAUCGCUGCCUAUCUCUUCUCCUCGCCAUCACGGUCCUGCUAACGUGUCCUCCUCCAUGCCUAUGUACCAUGACGCCUUCAUCACCACCACCAUCACCAUCACCACCAUCACCAUCACCACCGCAACCACAACCUUCACCAUCGUCAUCAUCAACAACACUGUCAACACGUCCAUCACCAUCAUCACCAUGACCAUGACCAUCACAGUAACAAACAUUCUCGCAGAGCUUGAGAGUCUGCGACAGGACAAGAGCUGUGAUCCUUACUUGGACUAUCCCAUCCCGAUCGGCAAAGAUGCGACGAUUUCUGAGCCAUGGGUUCACAGUCUCAGUCUUGAGCUUCUCUCAAGCAGGUUGUUCCCUGGAGCUCGAGCCCUUGACGUGGGAUCUGGAAGGUGA